UAGACUAAGGAGGUGUUCACACGGGGAGGUUUUUAUUUACAGAAAACACCUGACCUGGGUGGUUUUUUUAAAGAUAAAAAGCCGACAGGUUUUUUUUUAUUAUUCCCCCAACAACCGAACGUUAAACUUGAUUCCCAUGACAACUGCCGUUCUAGAGCACAAGUACCGGUAGUCUGGGUUACACAGUAGCAGCGGUUCGGCCAAGUUGUUGUAAACAGUGUCAACUUGCAGUUGUUUUGUGUUCACGAUGUCGAGGAUGCGAAAAUUAGCCCUAGUUUUAGCGUUAGAUGCCGAUGAGGAUGGCGGUAACGAGCAUUCCCGUUUGUGGGUGCAUGAUAUUAACCGGGGACGGCAGCACUAUGGUGCAUUUCAUAGUCUUGUUCAAGAGCUACGAUUUGAUAAUGCACGGUUCGCUGCUUAUUUCCGACUUGACAAAUGUCAAUUUGAAGCCCUUUUGCGUGUUGUUGCACCAACUAUAUCAAAGCAAAACACCAUAAUGAGGCAAGCCAUCAGUCCAGAGGAACGACUGAGCAUCUGUUUAAGGUAUCUGGCAACAGGUGAUUCUUUCAGAUCCAUUGCCUUCAGCUUCAGGGUGGGUGCCAGCACUGUGGCAGGCAUCGUUCAACAAGUGUGCUCAGCUAUUUGGGAUUGUCUCCUGGCUGAUUAUAUGCCUGUUCCAGACACGUCAGAUUGGAGAAAGAUUGCCAUGGGAUUCCAGAAGCUGGCAUUUCCAAACUGUCUUGGGGCAAUGGAUGGCAAACACGUGGUAAUCGAGGCUCCUCCCUCCAGUGGGUCAGUGUACUACAAUUACAAAGGCACUUUCUCCAUUGUUCUUCUAGCUGUAGUGGAUGCCAGAUACUGUUUCAGGCUGGUUGACAUUGGGGCUUAUGGACGAAACAGUGAUGGGGGAACCCUCUCCGCAUCUGCCUUUGGUACUGCCCUGCGCCAGAACACAUUGGGUAUUCCUGAGGACUCCAUCCUCCCAGGGGCAGAACAUCUGGGUCCAAUGCCACAUGUGUUCCUGGCAGACGAGGCCUUUCCCUUGCGCCGCAACAUCAUGCGCCCAUAUCCAGGUUACAACACUGGAGAGAAGAAAGUGUUCAACACUCGCCUGUGUCAUGUGCGCAGGAUGGUUGAGUGUGCGUUUGGCAUACUGGCAUCUCAAUGGAGGGUGUAUCGUCGUGUGCUGUGUGUGUCUCCAGAGGUGGCAGAGAAUGUUGUGAAGGCCACCUGCAUGCUUCACAACUUCAUAAGGUGGGAUACCAGAACUGCACCUAUGUCAUCUACUGGAACAUCCGCAACUGAGCCAUCACAGGGUCUCCAAAACGCACCUCGUCUUGGCACCAACAAUGCCGGCAGAGAAGCUGUGGCAGUGAGGGAGAAGUUUGCACAGUAUUUCAUAUCUGAAGCUGGACGAGUUCACUGGCAGGAUAACAUCUAGGCCUUAUAGAACCAAAAAACAACAGCUCUUUUAAGAGCUACCCAAAGCUUCUACAGUACUUAAAGCUAUUCCAUUUCAUUACCAGCAAAUGCACUUUUUACAUUCUUGUACAUAAGAGAUGCUAAGUCUCUCUGAAUUCAAGUGUGAAGUCAUUCAUUACACAUGUUAAUCUUUAAAGUAUUGAGUUACAAAGUAUGUAUAUAAGAUCUAAUUCUCUGUGUCCACUUUUUUUUAUAAUCCCUGCUGAGUACACCAGAGGCCCAGACUAGGACCAGGACCAGGACCAGGACCAACUUACUUCUUCCCCGGGACAGUCCGUGUGACAUAUGAUGCUCAACAAGAGUUGUGGAUAUGCCCAAGGUUUCUUCCUAAACAAAAAACAACCAGAAGGGAGUUUCCCUUUGCCUCCAUGACUCUUGGGUGUAUUGUAAUUUGGCACUGUACAAAUAAAAUUGAAUAGCAUUGAAUUGAAUUAUUUCUGUAAUGGAAAUCAUUGUAUGGGUUAAUAAGAUAAGGAAGAGGCACAAAACAUAUGUCAUUGUUCAGUCAUAAAUGUAUUUAAUAUUG
Sardina pilchardus (European sardine) is the source of this 2008-nucleotide messenger RNA. RefSeq lists its product as uncharacterized. NCBI's taxonomy places the organism in Eukaryota, Metazoa, Chordata, Actinopteri, Clupeiformes, Clupeidae. The record is from RefSeq and is a predicted model, not a curated record. The coding region runs from base 248 to 1441 and encodes 397 amino acids. The transcript is spliced from 2 exons.